Rotaria sp. Silwood1 is the source of this 708-nucleotide messenger RNA. Lineage: Eukaryota; Metazoa; Rotifera; Eurotatoria; Philodinida; Philodinidae. The record is from the annotation of a GenBank genome assembly.
AUGUUAAAUAAUUAUACAUUUCUUACUGAUCAUUCAUAUUCAUUACGACCAAUAUCUGAUGAUAAUGAUGAUUUACCAUUAAAUCAACGUGAAAGAAAAACUAAAAAACAUCGUAGAUCAUCAAAUCAUACAAAUGAAACAAUCUCAACAACAAAUCGUACAGUAUCAAUUGAUCGUAGUUCAAGUGAUAAAGAAAAUAAUUCAUUAAUAUUAUUAAAUUCAAAUGAUAUACCAAUAUCAUUACCAACAACAUCAAUAAAUAUAAAUACACGAACAAAUAAAUCUCAUCGUACUCGUUUAUCUACACGAACAUUUAUGACUAAUUCACGUUUACAAUUAGGAAAAAAACAAGAUAAUAAAAUUUCAUCAAAAACUGUUAUCAAAUCGACACAAGGUAAUAAAAAGAAAAAAUCAAUAAAUCGAAAUAAAACAAAAUUAUCAAAUAUAUCUUUAAUGGAUUCAAUUGAUAUAUUACCAUCAUUAUCUAUUGAAGAACGUGUAAAAUUACGUCGAACAAAACCAAUACAAUCAACAACAACAACAACAACAAUUAUUGAAGAAAUAAAACCAAGAAAAAUUAAUAAAAUUUCAUUAAAAAAACCAAAAAUAUCUUCAAUAAAUAAAAAUAAAAAAUCAUUUCUUGGUUCAGGUCUUGAUCUUGAUAAUAUUCUUCUUGGCAAUCGACAACGUCGUUGUGUACAGACAUAA